CCUGUCACGUGACUCUCUAGACGCCAUCUUGGAUUUGGUCGAUGCCAUUGUACAGACAGGCGGAUAUGGCCGAUAUGACCCAACACACAAAAAUUUGGAAAUUUGCUCGGCUCUAACUGGCAAUAGCUGUAAGCAGCCCUCUGAUGACCACCGAUUGAUGCUUUGCAGACAAUGUCUGGUGAGGCCAGCACGAUGGAUAGAGUUACAGUAAAUGGGAACAUUGAGGAGGGACCAGACCAUGUCGGAGAUAAAGUGGAGGAUCCGAGUGAUGUGAUCACUACCAUAAAGAAGUUCAAAGAAUCUGUGUCACAGAAUGGCACUAGUGGUAACACUGCUGUGUCUGAUGCUAAGAGAACUGAUACCGUAAAUGAAUCGGACAGUGAAAACAUUGUCGAUUCAAAGGAAAAUGCUGUCCAACAUAAUGGUCUGGUAAAUGACAUGGCUUCCAUUGAUGGGAAUGAUGACAAGCACACAGAUAGUACUGAACAUGAAAAGACAGGUAAUUUUCCAGCAGAAGACCAUUGUGUCAAGGAGGAUGUAAUGGAGAUAGAUGAAAGCAAAAUCGAUAGUAACAUCAAGGAUGCUGAAUCUCCAAUGGAAACAGAUAGCACUGAUGAUAAAGUGGAGGAAUGCAAGCAAGCAGAUAGCACUAAUGGUCCAGAAACUACAAAAAAUAUACAAGAAAACGUUCAAAACAACAUAGAUGAAAGAAAAUCUGAACAAGAUGAGGAAAAACAGAAAAAUAAGGAAGAAAUGAAUAAUAGUGAUGAAGGGAUUGUUGAAAACAACUUGGCACAAGAAACAUCCAAUGGAAAUGAAGAAUCUGUUACAGAACAAAAAAUUGAUGCAAGUGAUGAGGUAAAAAUCCAAAAUCCAAAAUCAACAAACAAGGAUUUGACAAACAAUGAUACUGAAUCUUGUGAUAGUGACAAAUCUGAAAAGAAUAAACUUGAAAUUAAUAAGGAAGAUUGCAAUUCGGAAAUAAUUAAUGAUUCAGAGAAGAAAGAUGUUGAACAGACUGAUAGUUCUAAAGAGUCAAAAGAGAAUGAUACUUCUAAAGGGGAGGAAACCAAAAAGACGGAUAGUUCUAAAGAGGACGGACAAGCAACCACGAAUGAUGCCAAGUCGGUCGAUACCCUGACUGAUGAAGAUGGUUCUGAAUUUAUCAUAACUAUAAAUGAGGAUGACAGUAGUAGUGAGAAAGAGGAAGAGACAGUUACAGAAAAAGGGAAAGAGCAGCCAGUAGUACAACCAUCAAGACCACCAAACAAAACACAAAAUACACAACAGAAAACUGACACUAAAAUCAGUUCAUCUUUACUCAAUAGUAAAGUCUCCAAACCUAUCCAGCAGCAAUAUAAACCACCGCCAAAUGUAUCAGCAAGUCAAUUGAUCCGUCAGGCUAACCCUAAGUCAGCUAAGGGUGGACCAAUGCAGUACUACCCCAUACACCACCUUCAAACCUCAUCAGGAACCUCUCAGUACAUGCAGUCUGUAAUGGUUGGAGGAAAGUCCGUCCUUGUUCCAGUUUCAUCCUCUGCCAUUGCUGGAAAUAAAACACAGUAUUUGAUUGACCCAAAGAAUUCCCUCAUGUCUAAAAAGCAAUCACCAGUAGCCACUGCUCUGAACUCGAAAGCUAACACAUUUACCUCUCCUUUACCUGUUGCUCCUGCAAAACAAGGAUCUGGUCAAAAGCAAGAGACAUAUAGUGUUCAAAAGGGCAUUGAAACAAUAGAAAGAGAUGCAGAUCUGCCAUUGUCGAGCUGGGAAAUGAUCGAUCUGGUAAAAUGGGAAAUUGCAAGUCACAAACCUGACAACACCUUCUGGAUGGGAUUGUGUAAUGUCAACAAGAAGGCAGAGUUAAGCGCUCCUUCAAAAUUUCUGUUUGAUCUGGGAAGUGACAUAGUAAAGGAAUCAGCUUACAAGCAAAUUACUCAGGUACAAACAAAGAAAAAAGAAGCAGGGAAGUUAAAUGAUGUAGAAAAAGAAAAUCUGGAGAAAAUGAAAAAAGUUGUAAAAGAGUUGGAAGAUAAACUUUCUCACAUGGCAAUGAAACAACAAAAAUGUAGCUGUGGUUUUCAAACAGAAUCGGAAAAUGUAAUGAUGUUUCACAAGGAACAUCCUCACAUGCAGCCCCCCUUGAGCCCCCAUGGUUUGAUGACUUGUGCUCAUUGUAACUUUGAAACAAAUGAUGGGACAAAGUAUUCAUUUCACAUGGAGUCUGAACACAACAUGGUUGGUCGUGUGUACAGUAAACCAGCAUUUUGGCAGUGUGGCUUGUGCUACUAUGAACAUAAUAGUAAAAACAAGUUGACGAAUCAUAAAUGGAAAUGCAUGAAACAUUUUAAAGCCAACCAAAAUCAGGCUCCACAUCAUACAGACAUUAACUACUGUUUGAAGAACAUCUAUUAUAAGUACCAAAUUAAAAAGCCUCCACCACCAAAACCUGCUCCUAAAUCUGUUCAACAGCAUAAUCAUAACACACGGAAUAUCAAGUCGCCUUCAAUCAUACAACCUCGCCAGGCACAAGGACCUCUACUUGCUAAUCAGUUGCAGCAGAAGAGCUUCCCUCGACCUGCAAUACGUGCUGCAACACAAAUUCCAGGAGUGGUUUACAGCAACCAGGCAACAGCACUAUCCAUUCGACAGAACAAAAAUCCUCCUCGACUUCCCCUCAACAACCAAAAUGUGAGGAAUCCUAUGCAAGUAGUGGUACGGCCACCUGUCGCCUACAAAGGAAAUACUACAGUUAAUCAACUGCUCAUGCAGGCCAAAGGUACUAUUCAAGCGCAAAAGUCUCCGCAACCUGUAGUUAAUAAAGCUCAACCCAAACCGGCCAAACAAGCUGGAGGGCCAACAUUUGAAGUGUGUGAAAUAUGUGGGGGUUACGUAAAGGACAGAAUGUCCUUGAGAAUUCAUUUUUUCUACGCACACAAAAUUGAUAUACCACAACAUGUUUUCAAUCGAGAUUUGGCUCCCCUGCUAUGUGAAGUGUGCAAAGCUAGGUUUUGGACAACCCAGGGAUUGUCCAAACACAGACUAGCUACUCAACAUUCUGCUGUGGCACCACCUAAACAGUCAUCAGUGACCGUCACGGGAGACAAUACCUGCUGGAUCUGCCAUCAACGCCAGGCAAAUCUGUACACCCAUCUCCUCCAAUUUCAUCGACUUAGCACUGGAGAAUGUAUGUUACUGAAACGCUGCAUGUUUUGUGGGAGUCUGUCAAAUAACAGGAAGGACCUUGAAAUUCACAUGGCUGCUGCCCACGGAGUACUGAUCAAGGGAGCAAGCAAUCCACCAAGCACUGCUGCCAGACCCCCACCUGCUAAACAGCCUGCUCCCAAGACAGUUGUUGUUGGACCUAAAACCAGUGUCACUACUACAAGUGGUAAAGGCUCCGGACUUGUGAGGAACAAUUUCUGUGUUUUCUGCUGUAAACAGUUUCAAGACAAUACACAACUUACCCUGCACUGUCUGGGCACACAUGCUACCUGCAGCAGUUGUGGCAUGGUUGUAGCCAAGAACAGUGACCUAAAGACCCAUGUCUGUCGUUCUGGUUCAGUCAGAAACUGUCCAUUGUGUGGUGUCAAAAAUCUUAAACCCAAUGCAUACACCAGACACAUUUCAACAUUUCACUUGAAAAAAUGUUUUGUUCAUCUGAAACGAAUUUCACAGAGACAAAUAAAGGAGGCCACCAGGAGGAAGGAGCCAAUUUUACCUGUGGCUGGUACUGUGGUUAUAGAUCUGCGUCCUCCUGAAGACAGAAAGCGGUCAGCAGUUGAAGAGGAGGAUAAUAUCUAUGUGCCCGAUAUAAAACGAAUGAAGCAAAAUGAGAAUACUGUGGGCAUUGUUAACAUGGAAGGUAAGAAGCAACAUCAUCAGGAAAUCAUGGAAUCUGAUGAACAAGCUCAUAAGGAAAACAAGGAGGAACCUAUGGAUGGAAAUAAUGAACAACCAAAGGUGGGAAAUGCUACUGAGGAACCUAAGGAGAGAAACGCUACUGAGGAACCUAAGGAGGGAAAUGCUUCUGAGGACCCUAAGGAGGGAAAUGCUUCUGAGGACCCUAAGGAGGGAAAUGCUUCUGAGGACCCUAAGGAGGGAAAUCCUUCUGAGGACCCUAAGGAGGGAAAUCCUUCUGAGGACCCUAAGGAGGGAAAUCCUUCUGAGGACCCUAAGGAGGGAAAUCUUUCUGAGGACCUUAAGGAGGGCAACGUUGGAGAGGAACCUAAGGAGGGCAAUGUUGGAAAGGAACCUCAGGAGGGAAGUAAUGAACAGCCUAACGAGGGAAACCCUAGUGAGGAACUUCAGGAAGGAAGUCAUGAGGAACCAAUGGAUGAAACUACUGAGGAUCCAAAGGAGAGUGAGCAAAUCAGUGAACAAUGUAAAGAGGAAGAUAGUGAUGCAGAUAAAGAAACAAAUGACAAAUCCGAGGACAUUAGUCAGACCAAAGAUGAUGGAAAUGAUGACAAAGUAGUUACUCAAUAACCUUAUGUGGCAUUAAUAGCAAUCCAAUACUAGACCAUUUAUUUAUUGGCGAAAUACAUGUACAUUUUUAUAACCUUGUUAUCAGUUAACUUUGUAGAUUUAAACCUAUUCAAUUCAAAACAUGCAUAUUUCCUAGUUUAAUGCCUUUUAAUGAUUCCAUUUUUUGGCAAAACAUGUUUUUGCAUAGUUAGAUAUACAGUAUACAUGUUAAAUAGUGAUUAAGAGCAUUCUGUGCUGAAAUAGGAUCUAUCUGGCAUGUCAUUGGUAAAAUUUCCAUCUAUAAAUCUUGCUGAGAAAAAGAAAGAGACUAAAGAGCAUGUAUUUGAAUUGAAUUUUCAUUUCAACUUUUUCAUAAAAAUGUUGCAGCAUCUGCAGUUUUUUAAGUUAAUGAUAAUUGAUUUCUGUUGAUAACCUUACUUUCAAAAAAAAUGAUUAAAAUCUAUAUUUAGAAAAGCAGGUAAUGCAUGCAUGAUGUGGAAGCUUGUUGAUUUGGAGUUGUGUCAGACUUAAAUUAUGGUAGCCUAGCUACUUUAGUAAUACUUUCUGUGGAUAGUUACUGGAUACUUUUAUAUUAUGUGCCAUGCUCUUCUCUUGUCAAGACGUUUUUUAUUCACCAUCUUGUUGGUGAUUGGGGCUCCACUGCAAAUGUCUGUGUCAUGUGUGCAAUUGAAUUACUUGUUAUCUCCUACCCUUGAACUUAAGGUAUAAUUUAAUAAGAUGAUUUUAGCUUGUUUCACUUAUUAAGAAAAAGUAAUAAAAAAAAUGUACAGUCAAGUGUUUUAAGGAGAGGGGAUAAUGCUUCCUUUAGCGGGUUAAGUAAAACAUGUCCUUACCUAGUGUUAAUUUAACCAUUGAACUGUCUUGAUGUGGAUAGUGCUAUGAUCUUUGUAAAGCAGUGUCAUUUAUUCAACUUAAAAUGCCAUAGAAGACAGUUCAAUGUUUUAUUCACAUUUCCUACACUUUCUGCUGUUUUAAUGUGUAUUCUAUUAGAUUUAUUCUAAAAGUGAAAUUCAUAACUUUCCAUGUAAGGCAGUCCACAAUCUGACAGAUUUGAGCAAUUUACCUUAAAACUCUAUUGUUUAACAAAUUAUUUUCAAGUCAUAAUGGUCAUGCUGCACAAGUGAUGGUGUCUACUUUCUGAAAAUUGCACUUUGGUGGGUAUAAAAAGGUCCAUAGAGAAAUUCUAUACACAUUUUUGUCUUAAGUGAACAAAUGAUAGGUUCCAGGCAUCAUCCAGUUGACCCUUGAUUUUUAGCAAUUUCAGAAGUCAAAUAACUAUUUAUCAGAAAUCUAAAAGGCCAAAUCUGUCGGGUAGACCAGCCCCUUCAAACAUCAGAGACAGAUCUCAUUUUUGGAAAUCAAAACGGAACAUAGACUCGAAGGUCAAUUGGAUUCCCUGGGUUCAUAAGUAGGAGGGUCACAAUGAAAUGAAAGGAUUUUAUUUUACCUGUUUUAAAAUUGUAGAGAUUGCUUACUGGAAGAUAAGUCUUACUACAUGUAUCUCUUAGUUUACAAAUACUAUAAGUUUACAGUUUAUUGAUACAAAUAUAUCACUUAACUCGGUCUUCACAAUUUAAGCAUUGAUGUCAAUUUUUUUUAGUUUUAUCGGGAUAUGUUUGCAAACUGUAUGAAUCCGCGUAGCAGAUUCUUACAGAAGUUUGCAAACAAACAAUUUUUCAUAUCCCUAUGAAACUAAAAAAAUAAUUGACAUCAACGCUUAUAAUUAAUUUUUGAAAAUAAUUUUCUAAUUUAAAACAUGUUUUACGUACAACUUUACUGGUUUUAUAUGGGAUUCUUUUUCUCAAAUCAAUACGCAAAGUCAAUUGUCUUAUUGUGACGUCACAUUUUUCAUGCCAUUCUCGGGAUUUUUUUUCAUAGUGGUAUGGGGAAAAAAACUCAAUCAGAAAGCCGCAUUCUGCGUAAAAAGAAUGGAAAAUUAAUUAUAAUGAAAUAAAGAGAUUCUGGUAAAGGAAAGUUAAGUUCAUCUUUAACGACUUCCUAGUUAAAUGAGUACUGAUCAUGAUUAUGGAGUGUUUGCUGUACCUUUGAUGUGUUUGUGCUGGGACUCUUUCUAGGAAUUCAAACUGUAUAUCAUGUCUAGACCAUUGACUAUUUAGUUUACCAUGACAAGUAGAACCUUGUCGUUCCAGAGAGUCUAAAUUGUGUAAUUAAGACAUUGCAGUGGACUUUAUAUCUUAUAUGGGGAAAAUAAUAAUAUUCUUUUAGCUUAUUUUGAUCCAGAAAAAUGGAGAUUAGGUAUAGAUACACAACAUGUACCUUGAAAUACUAGUACUGACCUGUAGUACACAGGUAAAUAUAAAUAUACGUUUACACUCUCGUGUACAUAUAAUUCUAUAAAUUAAUUUUGAAGUCAAGUUAGGAACGAGGAAAUAUGAUAAAUUCCUCAAUUCGUAGGAUUUAACUUUACUUAGUUAAUGAAAAAUGUUUGAUCCGGAUAUAAUUCUAUAUUAAUAGGUAUAGCUAACAAAUUAGAAAUGGUACUAUAAUUAUAGUGUCAAUAUAUUGUCACAAUGCUACAUACAUAGGAUGUAGAUUUGUACAAUGAUAGAGUAUCACUCGUGUUUUCUUUGAAAAGUUGAACAUUGUUAUUUUGAAUUUUAAAAGAGCUUUAUAAUGUCCACUAUUGUAGUCGAAAGUUUUCAUGGGAUAUUUUAAAUACCCAGUUUACAUUUUGUAUGUCCCCAGUAAAUUUGAAAUAGCAAGAUCAACUGGAAAUGUGCAUGCUCAUUACCUUAGUGUGUACAUAUUUAAGUUGUAGUAAUUUUUCAAUUUUCAACUUUUUUUCUUAUAACGUGUGUUUGUGUGUGGGUGCCUAUUAUAUUGCUAUAAGGUGUCAUAUAUGUAAUAUAUAUAUACCAGGUAUGUAUGAAUAGAGAAUCAUAUGGUAUAAAGUUUUUUACUUCAUAUAAUUGUUUAAAAAGCAAAAUCUAUAAAGAGAUAUAUCUUCAUUGCCUUAUUCUUGUCUCUACUGGGACAAAUAAUUAUUUAUAAUUAUGUGUUGUUUCUGAUAAAAACAUAUUGUCAUUUUUGUAUACAGUUGAUUUUUUUAGCGAGUUGCAACCCUAUCUUGUAUCUAGAUAUUAUCAGCUUUGUGUAGUUUUAAGUUGGUAUUCCACUGUAGUCAUUGCAAUUUUGUUGCAGUAUAAUAUUGCAGCUAUAUCGAAUAUCAAACAAAAGUAGCAGGCAAAUCAUAAACACAAUUAAUAUUCUACAUUGUUAAAUUGCAUGAGUCGUGGAUGAAUCAACAUUACACAUAUUUCAUUAUAUUGGCUGUGUUUACAUCAGUCUAUUAAUCUAUGGCUCUAGCAGCAUUCCGUAUUUUGAAAGUUGAUGUUUGUUUCCUUUUAAUUCCAAAGAAUGAAACACUUCUUGAAAUAUUUUAGACACAAGGUUAUCUCCCUUCAUCAAGUGAUUUGAUUUAUUUCGGGGGGGGGGGGGGGGUUAAGCCUCUUUAAAUCCUGAAUGUUGAAGACUUGGUAUGAAACAGUUUUUGUCGUUAUAAUUAAUGAAACAUUCUUGAGUAGAUGUCGCUACUUGAGGAGUGAAUCUGUGUCUAGUACUGUACUACACAAUCUGCCAGCAGACCAAAGUAUUUGUUCACUCCUGAACGAGACCAAUCUUGAGGUUGCAAUAGAAUAGUUAACUAAUCAUUCUCUUUAGGCUUGAUAGAAAAACUUUGAUCUUAAGUAAUAAAUAAUUACACAAACAUAAUCGAUGCACAUGGUAAAAUAUGUUGUCCAUUUAUGUAAUCAACUCAAUUUCCAAUUCAGUCCUCCUUGUGGUAAAGAAAACAUGUACAGAUAGUUAAGCCAAGCUCUUUGAAAAAUAAUGACAAGAAAGCUAUUGACAUGCUGAUCUGGUGUUCUGUGUUGGCAUCACGUAUUUCUUGAAACAAAAAAUUUGAUUUUUAUUCGAUAAAAUGUAUCUCAAUACCUGUUCAGGUUAAUGCCUAUCAAAAAGAUUAAAGACAUCAUUUGGGGAGUAAGGUUAGACCCAGCUUAAAAUCUCUUGUCUAAAAAGUGAUAUCUAUGUAAUUGUAGCUUUUUGUUUGUAUCCUUGUAUGGUGUAUGUUGUAUGUUUCUACCUUGUACGUAUGAAUACGUAUAUGACCGUGGACCGGUUACCUAUAGUGUACGAUUGGUAGAACUGGUUAACAAUCUGUAGUGCUCACUUAAGUGAAAUCAGUGUUAAAUAUUGUUUCAGUUCCAAGAGGAAUUCAUCUGGUAAAUGUAGAAAUUAAUGUUGAAAGUGUUUCCAGAGAAUAUUGUUCUGGUCAUUGUGAAAAUCAAUAUUGAAUAUUGUUUAGUUCCCAGAAGAAUUCCUCGGGUAAUUGUACAAAUCUAUGUUGAAUAUUGUUUGAAAUUCCCAGAGAAAUUUCUUUGGUAAUUAUAGAACAUGUCUACUGUUUAUUUGAUGGUAAUAAUAAAAAGCAGAUACGUAAAUAUUUGUCAAAUCAC
Molecule: messenger RNA, 8963 nt
Organism: Pecten maximus
Lineage: Eukaryota; Metazoa; Mollusca; Bivalvia; Pectinida; Pectinidae
Product: MOG interacting and ectopic P-granules protein 1-like
Exons: 2
Coding region: 172-4485 (1437 amino acids)
Source: RefSeq, a predicted model, not a curated record